AUGGUCCUCAUGGAGAUUUCUGGUAUUUUGAUUUUUAACUCCAUAAUGGGAUAUGGAACGAAGAAUGUGAGUGGAAAUAUUUUACACUUAUUGAAUGAAAACUACCAAAUGUUUUUUGGUAACUCAGACGUAUUCAAUUCGAGUAAUCUACCAACAAGACAAAUAGACGUUCCGCAACAAAAUAAUAGCACGGACUGCGGUUUGUAUAUGUUACAAUUUGUGGAAUCAUUUUUCAAAAAUCCCAUCGAGAAUUAUGAAGAACCAUGCUCGCUGAAAAAUUGGUUCGGGGGUGAAGAUAUAUCAUUGAAAAGAGCAAAAAUAAAGCAGUUAAUUAAGCAAAUGGCAGUACGUUAUCGGUUGAGAAAGUGA
Copidosoma floridanum is the source of this 369-nucleotide messenger RNA. Its product is annotated as sentrin-specific protease 7-like. Lineage: Eukaryota; Metazoa; Arthropoda; Insecta; Hymenoptera; Encyrtidae. The record is from RefSeq and is a predicted model, not a curated record.